AUGUCUAGUGUGCAUAUUUUGAUACUUACAAAGUUGUGCUACAAUUGGGAAUAUGGUUUGGAGAAUACAAACAGGCAUUCCCCUAAGACGGUUUUGUCUUAUAUUUCGUUUACACUUGAUUGGGAUAUUGGAUUGCAGAUUCGUCCCUUAUGGAGACACUACUUCCAGAACACUCAAGGCCUCAUCUUUGUAGUUGACAGUAAUGAUAGGGAUCGUGUAGUUGAAGCAAGGGAUGAACUUCACCGGAUGCUGAAUGAGGAUGAACUAAGGGAUGCGGUUCUGCUAGUGUUCGCUAACAAACAGGAUCUCCCCAAUGCAAUGAAUGCUGCAGAAAUUACCGACAAGCUUGGUCUCCAUUCCCUCCGUCAACGACACUGGUAUAUCCAGAGUACAUGUGCAACAUCAGGUGAAGGUCUGGACUGGCUGUCCAACAACAUAGCUAGCAAGGUAAGCUGCAAUACCCUUCUACUUUGGAUAAUUUCAGAUCGAGUUCCCCCUCCCCCAGCAGAGGAAAUCAAGGAAUUAAUGUGA
Molecule: messenger RNA, 531 nt
Organism: Chenopodium quinoa (quinoa)
Lineage: Eukaryota; Viridiplantae; Streptophyta; Magnoliopsida; Caryophyllales; Amaranthaceae
Product: ADP-ribosylation factor 1-like
Exons: 7
Coding region: 1-531 (176 amino acids)
Biological process (GO): vesicle-mediated transport; intracellular protein transport
Cellular component (GO): cytoplasm
Molecular function (GO): GTPase activity; GTP binding
Source: RefSeq, a predicted model, not a curated record